Molecule: messenger RNA, 1793 nt
Organism: Telopea speciosissima
Lineage: Eukaryota; Viridiplantae; Streptophyta; Magnoliopsida; Proteales; Proteaceae
Product: receptor-like protein 46
Exons: 3
Coding region: 774-1793 (339 amino acids)
Molecular function (GO): protein binding
Source: RefSeq, a predicted model, not a curated record
AGAGUAGUAAAGAAAAGAAACCCAAAAUGCAAAUGGCCAUAGUACACUUGCUGCUGCUCGGUUUCGUACUCAUCUUUAGCUUCUCCUGUAAACCUUCAUUUUGCUGCCCAUAUGAUCAGAAACAAGCCCUCCUUCAGUUCAAAUCUAUUUUUGGAAAGCCCUUUGGGAAUUCUUCCUCCUCCGACAAUGCAGUCCUUUAUGGCCUGGAGUCCUGGAAUUCUAGUUCGGAUUGUUGUAGCUGGAACAGGGUAACCUGCAGUUCACGCUCACGUUCACGGCCUGUGAUCAGUCUUGAUCUCUCCUCUCUUACCUUUAUACUUUUUGAGACUCCUUUUACUUCAGAUGUCUUGAAGCCACUUUUUCGCAUAAAAAGCUUGAUGACACUCAACAUCUCCUACAGUAGUAUUUAUGGAGAAAUUCUUUCAGAUGGCCUUGCCAACCUCACUAACUUGGUUAAUCUUGAUAUGUCGGCGAAUUGCUUCAAUGGCUCCAUUCCUUCUCAUUUAUUCCAUUUGUCAAGUCUCCAAUUCCUUAAUCUGAGCUAAAAUCUCUUUGAAGGGACCCUAAGUAGUGAAGUGGGUGCAAUUCAGAACUUGAAGACAUUAAACUUGGAUGGGAACCUUCUCCAUGGAAAGAUCCCAUCUGAGAUCGGUAACCUCACUCGUCUUCAGCAAUUGAUACUUCGAAAAAACAAGUUCUCCGGUGGAGUCCCAUCCACGGUCUUGAAUUUGAAGGGCCUGGAAGUGUUGAACUUGCAGAAGAAUUCUUUGUCAAUGGAGAUUCCGGCUGGGAUAGGUGAGUUGUCCAACCUAUCAACUCUGUCCUUGAACAUGAACAGAUUGGUUGGUGGAAUUCCAUCAACCAUACAGAAAUUAAGCAAGUUGAAAACACUUCAGCUGGACAAUAACCUGCUGUCUGGAGUGAUCCCACCGUGGCUGUUCGAUAUCAAAAGCCUCGAGAACCUGGGUCUUGGUGGAAACAACCUCACUUGGUACAACACUGUGAAGAUAGCUCCCAACUGCAUGUUAUCUUCAUUAUCUCUAAAGUCUUGCCGACUUGCUGGAAGCAUCCCUGAUUGGCUUGCCACACAAAAGAGCCUCAUUUUCUUGGACUUGAGUGAGAAUGAGAUUGAAGGAACCAUCCAGGUGAAUUGGAAGACAUUCGAAGAGUUGAUUGUGAAUUGGAAGAAAUCAGUGCAAGGUCUGUCUAGCCUCAAUCUUGAUAUCUAUUGCUUGAUGGACUUGUCAAUGAACCAGUUGUCUGGCGAAAUCCCUGAUUCCAUUGGUGAGCUUAAAGGAUUAAAGUCUCUAAGCUUCUCCUAUAACCAACUCACAGGAAUGAUUCCAAAGAGUUUGGGUGACCUAGAGAGCACAGAGAUGCUGGACUUAUCACACAACAAGCUUUCAGGCGAAAUACCACCCUCAUUUGCAAAGCUCCAACAGCUUACAGUAUUGGACUUGAGCAACAAUAAGUUGAAAGGUCCAAUUCCAAGGGGUAGGCAAAUGGACACCAUGGACAAUCCAAGUUACUAUGCCAACAACAGUGGCUUGUGUGGAAUGCAAAUCAAGGUGCCAUGUUCAAUUUCCCCGCCAGAAUAUGAACAUGAACAUUUGCCAAAGAAGAAUUCUCAGCAAAGAAAGAGUGAGGAGGAGAAAUGGUUUGUGUUGGAAGGUGCUGGAAUUGGUUUCUCAAUUGGGUUUGUCUCAACAAUAGUAACCAUCUAUGUUGCAGGGUAUUUUGACCACUCGACACCCCGACGCCACCAUGGCUAUAGAUGUCGUCGCCAAGGUUAA